UCGGGGGGGUCCGUCCGUUCGUGCGGAGGAGGGGCUGGCGCGGUGUCCAUCUGUCCGUCAUGGAAUGUGUGCCUCGGGGAUCUCUGUCUGUCUGUCUGGGGGCAUCCCACCCCCGUGGGGUCUGUCUGUCUGCUAGGGUGUCCCUCUGCCCUUCCAGGUGUCUGGCUGUUCAUCAGGACACCUCUGUCUAUUGGGUGUCUGUCCGUCUUCCUGGGUGUCCAUUUAUCGGAGUGUCUGUCCAUGGGGGUGUUCCCUUACCCAUAGAGGUCUCCACCUGUAUGUGGGGGUGUCAGUCCAUCCUCUGGGUGACUGCCUGUCCAUUGUGGCAUCUGUCUCCCUGGUGAGGUGCCCCUCUGUCCAUCUGGGUGUCCAUCGGGGUGUCCAUUUGUCCAUCUGGGUGUGUUCAGUUGUCCUUCUGUGUGUCUGUUGGGGCAUCUGUCUGUCCUUCUGAGUGUCCAUCCGUCCAUCACGGUGUCCCUCUGUCCAAUGGGUUGUCCCUCUGUCCUUCUGGGUACCUGUCCAGAUAUCGGUCUGUCUUUCUGAGUGUCUCAUUGUUUAUCGAGGUGUCCAUCGGGGUGUCCACUUGUCCUUCUGUGUAUCUGUUAGGGCAUCCAUUUGUCCUUCAGGGUAAUAAUCUGUCCACUGGGGUGUCCUUGACCUGGCUCUCCAUCCUUUGCGUCCAUCUCAUGGUGUCCCCCAUCCGUCCAUCCACAGGUCCAUCCAUCCACCCAUCUCUGCCACCCCAACGCCAUGUACACCGCACUCCCCAAAAGUGGUUCCCCUUUCGGCCCUGCAGCCGCUCUCCCGGGGCUGCACAUCUGGCGGGUGGAGCAGCUGCGGCCCGUGGAGGUCCCCGAGGCUGCCCGGGGGAUUUUCUUCUCUGGGGAUUCUUACCUGGUGCUGCACAACGGGCCAGAGGAGCGCGCCCACCUCCACCUGUGGAUGGGCCGGGACUCCUCGCAGGACGAGCGGGGCGCCUGUGCCCUCCUCUCCACCCAGCUGAGCUCGCUGCUGGGCGAGCGCCCCGUCACACACCGUGAGGUGCAGGGCAACGAGUCUGACCUCUUCAUGGAGUACUUCCCCCACGGCCUCACCUACCAGCAGGAAGGUGGUGUGGCCUCAGCAUUCAAGCCCACCUGGCCCAGCCCCAGCCCUGGCCCUGCACCCAAACUGUACCAGGUGAAGGGCAAGAGGAAGAUCCGGGUGAGUGAGCGAGACCCAGCCUGGGCCAGCUUCAACACCGGGGACUGCUUCCUCCUCGACCUGGGACAAACCCUUUUCGUGUGGUGUGGGGCCCGGAGCAACGUCCUGGAGCGCAGCAGGGCGCAGGAGCUGGCUGUGGCCAUCCGGGACAGCGAGCGGGGUGGCAAGGCGCGCCUGGAGAUCGUGGUGGAUGGCGAGGAGCCACCCGAGAUGGUCCAGGUGCUGGGCCCCAAGCCCCCCUUGCAGGAGGGCAGCCCCGAGGAGGACGUGGCAGCCGACCGGAGCAACAUGGGGGCAGCUGUGCUCUACAAGGUGUCGGACGUGACGGGGCGCAUGGACCUGACCCAGGUGGCCGCUGGCAGCCCCUUCAGCCAGAGCCUGCUCUGCCCCGAUGACUGCUUCGUGCUGGACAACGGCGCUGGCGGGAAGGUCUACGUCUGGAAAGGGCGCAAGGCCAAUGAGCAGGAGCGCCGGGCAGCCCUCAGGGUGGCCGAGGAGGUGAUCGCCCGCAUGGGCCACCCGCCCCAGACACAGGUGGAAAUCCUACCCCAGGGCUGCGAGACGCCCCUUUUCAAACAGUUCUUCACCAGCUGGAAGUGAGCAGCAGGUGCCCAUGGGGCCAGUGCCCAGCCCACGGUGUCACCAGGCUUAUGCUGGCUGUGCCAGCUCCCCGCAAUGCUUGUGCCCUGCCCAGCCAUCCCUGUCACUGUGCCAUCCCUAUGCCUGUGUCUUUGCCCAUCCCAUCCCUGUGCCAUUGUCACUCACAUCCUUGUGCAUCACAUCCUUGACAACCCAUGCCAAGCCCAUGCCAUCUCCAUUGCUGUGCUAUCCCUGUGCCUUUGCCCACCCCGUGUCCUUGCCACAACCAUCUCCUGCCAUCCCCAAGCCCAUGUCAUCCCCAUUCCUGUGCCAUUCCCUGUGUCAUCCCCAUCCCUUUGCCCCUCCCAUGCCCACAUCAUCCCUGUCCAUCCCUGUGCCAUCCCCAUGUCCACAUCACUUCCUUCCCCAUCCCUAGCUCAUCCCCAAGUCCAAGCCAUCUCCUUCUUAUGCCAACCCCAUCCCAUGCCAUCCCUCCUCCACACCAUCCCCAAACCCAUGUCAUCCCUGCCCCUGUGCCAUCCUGUCCUCUCCACUCCUUUGCCCACCCUGUGCCUAUCUCCAUCCCCAUCCCUACACCAUCCCAAGCCAUGCCAUGCCCACAAUACACCUUCCCCCCACCACUGCUGCCAUAACUGGGCCACCUGCACCCCCUGACCACCUUCCUGAGUGUGCCUGUGCCACACUGUGCCCACCCCGUGCCCAUGCAUCUCACCCCUUGCCCAGGCCCCGGAGAAUAAAGGGACAGUGCUGCAUCCUGUGUCUGGCUGCUCUGGGUGUGGUACCAGCCCUGGGGAUGGGGGGACACUAGGGGACUCAGGACAGGGCAAUGGCCCUGCAGGGGAUGAAGGUGUCCCCACCACCCUGGUGUGAUGACACCCCACACGACACCCUACAGGGCCACCUGUGUCACCAGGGCACCAGCCCUCUGCCCCAUGAGGUGAUACCCACAGCUACAGGAUGUCCCCAGGGGCUGGCAGCACCCAGAGUGACCAGGAGCCUCAGUCCUUGUGUGACCACCUGACCCUGAAGUGGUUGGGAAAGGUGGGAGAUGGCUCCCAACUGGCUGCCACCCUGCAUCCCCCACGUCCCCAAAUCACCUGUGUGCUCAAGUCCCUGAUACCUCCAAAUGCCCAGUGUACCUCCAUGUCCACAUCCUCGAAUGUCCCACCCUCUGCUCUCUCCACAGUCCCUGCAUCCCUAAUGUCCCCAGUGUCCCCAAACCUCCAGUGUCACCAACAACACCCCCAAAUCCCCUCACCAAAUCCCCCUCACCCUGGGGCCAGCCAGACCCUGCAACCCCCAUCACUGCUGGCUGCUCCCUCCCUCAUUAGACCCAGAUAAUUAGUGUUGGAAUUAAUUAUGUCCCCAGUUACCCCUCCCUUGGCCCCUGCUCAUGACAACCUGAUGUGACAACACAUCUGGCAUUAGGGGCACCAAACCCCUGGCAUUUCACCCCAAUUCCCACCCACAUCCUGUGGCAUCCAUCACCAAGGAAAAGCCCUUUUAUUGUAGCUGGGGAGGGCCUGAGGUGGGGGGAGAGGGAGGGGGAAGGAGCCCAGGGGAGGGACUCAGAGGAGCCACCAUGUUCCCCAGUGGGAGGGGUGGGUGAGCCAGGACCCCCCAACACCCCAAACCCCAUCCUCUCCUACUCCUAAAGUGACACUGAGGUGGGAAACUCAAUGUGGGGGAGAGGCUGGGCUUUUCCUUGUUCACAGUGAAUUUGGGGUAAUGGGGGAGGUCACACCCGCUUGGCCUGGCUGGAUCUGCACUGUAGGGGAGCUUAUUCACUCCCAAUUUAAAUCCCUGGAGCAUGAUUUGGGGAGAGGGAAGGGAAACCCUCUGGUGGGGAGAGCAGGGAGGAAAACAGGUUCACGUGUGGCGAGCUCGGGGUGGUCAGGGUUGGGGGGGGAACAGAGCCAGGAUUCAGCUCUCCUGGUGAUGCCAAAACCAUUCUGAUGAGCUUUG
Pseudopipra pipra is the source of this 3768-nucleotide messenger RNA. It is a transcript of the gene CAPG, whose product is annotated as capping actin protein, gelsolin like. The transcript is spliced from 9 exons. NCBI's taxonomy places the organism in Eukaryota, Metazoa, Chordata, Aves, Passeriformes, Pipridae. The record is from RefSeq and is a predicted model, not a curated record. Gene Ontology annotation, biological process: cell projection assembly; central nervous system development; actin polymerization or depolymerization. Gene Ontology annotation, molecular function: phosphatidylinositol-4,5-bisphosphate binding; actin filament binding. The coding region runs from base 751 to 1803 and encodes 350 amino acids. Gene Ontology annotation, cellular component: cytoplasm; actin cytoskeleton.